AUGCAGUGGUACGGGAUCAACAUGCGUCUCGAUCCAUGCUCAGGAAUAUGCAGUGAAUAUGUGUGGGAGCUGGAAAAGUUCAUCUAUGGCGCCCUAUGCUAUGAGAAACCGUCACGAUUCACCUUCGGCAAGAAAAAAGCUACCAAUCAGCCACAGCGAACAGAAGAAGAGGGAAUCGGUGCAGCUGAUCGCUCUGUUGAAAGUGCCAUUGGCAACGGUGAACUUGACAAGGACAGCAUGAAUAGAGCACUUUGUAUCCUCAUCGCUAAAGUAGACAGGUUCUACUCCAAAGUUGGGUCAUGA
Ostertagia ostertagi is the source of this 303-nucleotide messenger RNA. The record is from the annotation of a GenBank genome assembly. Lineage: Eukaryota; Metazoa; Nematoda; Chromadorea; Rhabditida; Trichostrongylidae.